CCGGCAGGUCCUCAUCUUCACGUCAGUGUUGAAUUGCAGACAGUGAAGGAAAGAGUCUUAACACAGUGCAGAGUUUAAUACAAUAAUCGGGAAGCAGCCAUGAAGGCUUUGGCACUCGUUCCGCUUUUAGCGGCCGUCAUUUCAGCAGCACCACAAUAUGGGCAACCCCCGCCUGAAAUCCAGACUGUUCCAAUAACCCAAGGACAGUGGGCCACUCUCAAUCCUUACGGCGAAUCUGCUACUUACGAAAUUCAAAGGCAAUGGGAGAAAUUCUUUGAAUAUCUUCCGUGGUUGAAGGGACCACCUGGACCACCUGGUCCUCCAGGCGAUAGUUAUGGAGGAUCCUACGAUGUAGCGCAAGUCAUUCCAGGCCCACCUGGUCCAGCCGGAGCACCCGGCGCCACUGGAGAAAAAGGAGAUGCUGGUCCUCCGGGAACACCAGGUUACCCUGGAUUACCUGGGCCACAAGGGCCGCCCGGUAAAGAUGGAUCACCUGGUUAUCCUGGAGAAAAAGGAACAGCAGGUUAUAACGGAGCUCCAGGAUCUCCUGGCAAGCCAGGUUACAAUGGUGAAAAGGGAACACCCGGCCUUCCAGGCAAAGACGGAUAUCCAGGUGGACCUGGUCUUCCUGGAAAAGAUGGAUAUUUUGGAACUCCAGGCCCCAAAGGUCCAAAAGGUGAACCUGGCCCACCCGGAUAUACGAUCCCAUCCAAAAUCCCUGGCCCCCCUGGUUUACCCGGAUAUCCUGGCAAGGACGGAACACCAGGUUACACUGGCGGCCCUGGCCCUGUUGGGCCUCCGGGGCCAAUUGGAUUACAAGGACCUCCCGGCAAACCUGGAACAAAUGGAUAUCCUGGCGGACCUGGUCUUAAAGGAGACGCAGGACUUCCGGGUUACACUGGAGCUCCAGGAAAAGAUGGAUAUCCCGGUGCACCAAGCAAAAUUCCCGGUCUGCCUGGGCCUCAAGGGCCUGUUGGAGCUCCUGGUUACAAUGGCGCUCCUGGCAAGGAUGGUCUCCCCGGUGGUCCUGGAUAUCCAGGAAAAGAUGGAAAGCCAGGCCCUCCAGGAUAUACUGGUUUGCCUGGUAAACCAGGUAAGGAUGGUUAUCCCGGCCCGGUCGGAACUCCUGGUUAUAACGGCGGUCCAGGCCCAAUCGGUCCUCAAGGCAAAGAAGGAUUUCCUGGUUACCCGGGUACACCGGGUAAACCUGGUUUACCUGGUCCAUUAGGACCAAUUGGACCUCAAGGAAAAACAGGAGCUCCAGGUUAUCCAGGCUUCCCUGGACCGGUUGGUUCUCGUGGACUUUUGGGGCCUGUAGGGCCACAAGGAAAGCCAGGUAGUCCAGGUUAUCCGGGCCCUGCUGGGCCCACUGGACCAGCUGGAUCACCAGGAACGUCAUACGAAAUCGCUUCAGCAGUCUACAAUCCCCCAGCGAUCUACAAUACUCCGGAACAAAUUUAUAUUCCCGCAGAACCGGUUUAUCUGCCAUCGGAACCAGUCUACCAAGCACCAGCGCCGAUUUAUUUGCCAUCUUCUCCCAUCUACAUUCCAGCCGCAGAGCCAGUCUAUCAGCCGUUAGCCCCUCCCACGUUAGUGUCCCAACCUAGUUACAAUUCGCCGCAGCCUACUUACAAUCCACCGCAACCUAGCUAUGGUUAAAAAAAAAAAAAAAAAAAUCCCACCCAAGUUCCCAAGAACUUAAGUCAUAGAUUCACGUAUACUCAAAAAUGAUCAAAAAGUUAACUUUAUGUGCUUUGACGUGUUGUUGUUAUAACUCCAUUUGAAUUUUAGUAAAAACAGAAAAUGUCGUCGA
This is a messenger RNA of Daphnia pulicaria, 1813 nucleotides long. Its product is annotated as collagen alpha-1(VIII) chain-like. Lineage: Eukaryota; Metazoa; Arthropoda; Branchiopoda; Diplostraca; Daphniidae. Bases 100 to 1659 code for a protein of 519 amino acids. The transcript is spliced from 5 exons. The record is from RefSeq and is a predicted model, not a curated record.